Trichomonas vaginalis G3 is the source of this 1200-nucleotide messenger RNA. RefSeq names its product CCR4-NOT transcription complex subunit 11 family. Gene Ontology annotation, cellular component: CCR4-NOT complex. The record is from RefSeq and is a predicted model, not a curated record. Gene Ontology annotation, biological process: negative regulation of translation; mRNA catabolic process. The transcript has a single exon. Lineage: Eukaryota; Parabasalia; Trichomonadida; Trichomonadidae. The coding region runs from base 1 to 1200 and encodes 399 amino acids.
AUGCUCGAUCGAAAUUCUGCCGAGCAAUUAGUUUUAUUGAUUUCAGAUGAUAGAAAUACACUAUCAUCAAUUUACAAGUCUUUUUGUAGCUUCUUGGAAGCUACAAAAGUUCUCUCUUUAACAACUUUAGGUUUCAUGAUGGAAUCAAAUCUCUUAACUUCACAACAAACAGUAAUUUCUCUUUGGAUACUAUAUUCAGAGUCAAGAAAUAGCCCAUUACCCGAAAAUGAAUUCUCAAUUGUAUAUUCAAGUUUAUUUCUUCAAGCAAAAGAAAAUUCGUCCUCAAUUCAUCAAAAUAUUGCUAUAUUAUUACAAAUGAUACUAUCAAAUGAAUCAAUUGACUUCAUUUCCUCAAAAACAGCUUUGUCAUUUUUAUCGAUGAAGCUAAGUCCUCCAAAAUCAACAGAUAUCUACAUAAGCCAAGGCACUGAUCAAAUUUACAGAUCAAUCUUCGUCGUCAAUAAUGAAUUUAAUUUAAAAUCAAAACCAACGUUGACAACAGAUGCUCUUAUUGAAAUCAUGACAUCUCCAAAUCUUUUUUCAGAGCCACAAUUCGGACCAGACAACAUUGCACCUCCAUUAUUCCCAAUACAAACAGAUGAAUUAAGUUCAACUUAUAUAGCUGAUUAUGAUCCACCAUUUCUGUUCGAUGACGCUCCAAAGUCAAUGAUAUACGAGCCAGUUGAAUCAAUCAUUAUCAGGAUGAAUGUUGACAAAUUAAAAAGAAGAGAAGCAGAUAUUGUUCUUGAAGCCAUUAAAACAAAUCUUUCUCUCGUUAGAUUUCUUUGGGAUGAUAAAAUUAGAGCUCAAGACUUUAUAGAAAUCAAUAAAUCUGCUGCAAGCAAAAUUUAUUGCUAUAUUUCAUCAAUUGACCAAUCAAUAUUCGAUACAUUACUUGUCUUUGAAGUUACAAGACCAGUUAUGUCAGUAAUUCGCGAUAUGAUUUUGGAAGGAAAUUUCCCUUCAAAUUUUGUUGAAAAUAUGACAGAUGUUAUUCUUGAAAAGCUGAAAAAGUCAGAUAAGAAGGAAUUACUGGAAACUAGAGCUUCAGCGUUCUUUGGAAUGAUGUGUGAACUUAUUUCUCAAAAAGUUUCUUUCAGUGAUUACGUAAUUGGAGAAAUUAGAGAUUUCCUCGAAGAAGGAAAGGUUAAUGAUGUCGUCGAAGCUCAAGAUCUCUUUACUUUCUUAACUGAAACAUAA